Messenger RNA from Hypanus sabinus (Atlantic stingray), 2617 nucleotides. It is a transcript of the gene tmem200ca, whose product is annotated as transmembrane protein 200C, genome duplicate a. Bases 516 to 2081 code for a protein of 521 amino acids. The transcript has 2 exons. NCBI's taxonomy places the organism in Eukaryota, Metazoa, Chordata, Chondrichthyes, Myliobatiformes, Dasyatidae. The record is from RefSeq and is a predicted model, not a curated record.
AGUCGCUGCCGGGCGGCCCUCCUAUAAACACGGGGCUUCAUUCGGCGCUUCGGUCAGGAUAAUGAACGAGUUACAUGAAACAUGCUCUCAUUGACCCGGCUUUCGACCGCGGCACGAUGUGGAGGUGCUUCGUCUGGUCCGAGCCUCGCCUGAGUCGAGACGGGUGGCUGGGUUUGGCCAAAGCCGGCGGAGGGAGCGCAUGCGGCACCGUGCUCCCCUAACGGGGCUCCCCGGAAAGCGGAGCCCGGAGACCCCCGAGCAAAGGCCAGCUUGCUGCGCCCUCCAUUUUGAAGAGCCACUCCGUCGGCAGCAGCCUUGGCUAAUGAUGAUGCUUUAUUUCCCCUUAUUCAAAUCACUUAUCCUCUGGAUCUUAACGUAGUAUCAUCGUUGCUGGGGAGGCGACUGGUGAACAAUUUGCUUUGACGUUAAAAGUGAUAAUUGAAAUUGGGCUUCUUAGUGCUCAUCGCCACGCCGGAGUACUUCACUAUAAAAUAUAGCUGUUAAGUGGAUUUAUCAUGAUAGCAACAGGAGGGCUUCUUCGAAUUUCAGCCAGGAGACAAGACUCUUCUCGAUCCCGUAAUCAUAUUAAUAAACGAAAAAAGAAGGUGAAAAAGAAAUGCAAAAAUGAUGUGGUGGUAGUCAAAGGCAAAUUAAAGCUGUUUUCCAUUUCGGGAUUAAUUGCUGCAUUUGGAAUCCUGGUUCUGUUGGUGGGAAUUGCAAUGGCAAUGAUGGGCUAUUGGCCUAAGAACAAUAACAUUUUUGAGACUAUUGCAGUCCAGUCUUACAAUACCACAAAUAGUACAGCAUUGGAGACAACAACAAUUGAGGUUAUUUCUAAAUUUUUAGCAAGCUACUUGCAUUCUGAAAAGCUGAAGGUUUUAGGACCGCUCAUCAUGGGAAUUGGUAUAUUUUUGUUUAUCUGUGCCAAUGCAGUUCUUCAUGAAAACAGAGACAAGAAAACUAAGGUAAUUAAUUUAAGAGACAUCUAUUCUACAGUAAUAGAUGCACACAAUUUGAGAACAAAGGACUCUGGACCAUUUAAUGGUUUUGUCAACUAUGUGCAGUCCAAAAGCAUGGAUAAUCUGAAAUCUCCUGAAUCUUUUUGUGCAGCAAUGUUAGACAAAAGUAGCUGGCAGAAUCCCAUUGGCAAUACUGUAAAGCCUUUGGAUCCAAAAGAAAGUACUGUUAAAAAGCUCUGUGAUUCUGGAACAAAUUUACGUCAACAAAUUUCCAAAGAUAGAAAGACAUUAUCAGAUUCUGUGUACAGUAUUUGCAGAGACAGAAUGAAGAUGAAUGAUCAAAUGCAAAUGCCCAAAAUGUGUGGCACUAGAUCAAUUGUCCCUUCUUCUAUAAAUGCAUUCACGCUGCCUGUUAUCAAACUGAAUAACUGUGUUCUAGAAGAGGGUGGUACAAGGAUUGGAAAAAUUGGGAACAAAACACAACCUUCAUCAAAAAGUGAUGAAACUCAACAAGAAUUGGAGAAUGUUUCCUCUGAUCAGAUUGGUACUACCAAAUGCAUUUCUGCAGCUGUAACCACAAGCAGCGAUCAUGUGGGAGAUAAUAUCCAGGACACAGAGUCUUCAAAUACCUCAUGGUUAAAUCAUAACCAAUUCACAUCCAACAAAUGCUCUCCAAAUUCCUCUUCUGAAGUGAGCCAGGUUUCUCCAGCUCCUUUCCAGAGAGAAUCAGGAUCCAACCUUUCCCUCCAUAGUUUGCCAACUCAUCCUAAACUUCGGAACCUUGAUGAAUAUCCUUCUACUUCCACAACGCUGAGUGAAGGAAUAGAUCCAAACUGCUCAGAUAUAGACUGUGCCAAUGAUAAGGGCUACACAAUUUUGGGUGACAGCGGUUCCUUUGAGUCUGCUCAUUUGCUUCCAGAAGCCAUAAACCAGUCUAAUGACUGUACAGAGAACUCUAAUAAAGACAUUAUUGAAGAAAACAUAAAAGCAAGUGAUGAACCAAGUAUGGACAAACCUCAGCAAUGUGUUGAAAGACAGUACACAAAGAAAGAGAAACUAUUAAUGAUUUCUGGUUCACAUUGUACCCUAAGAAUAAACAAUGAUGAAUUUGAUAAUAUUUAGUAAUAGCAUAUUAAUAGAUAGUUGGAUCAGCUAUAGAAAAUACAAUGAGACUGGUAGCAAAGAAUAUCACUUACCUGUAGUUACUGAUUACUGAAUGUCAGUCAAGUUCCAAAGACUCAUAGUUAUUUGUCCUGGAGCUAACCCAUCCAGUUUCUUUAGUUGCUUCCAAUUGUAAAUGCCUCAGCCAUUAGCUGACAAUUGUUCAUCUCAGUUAAAAGCUUCAUAGGAGGUUUUACUACAAUUAGUUAUUUGUAAACAGUUUAUCAACAUUGAAAAUGUCAUUUAGGAUUGUGUGUUUACAGUUUUGAACUAUCAGUAUAAGCAGAUUAACGUACUGAAUCCACUGAUAAAUUGAAGGAAAUACAGAGAUUCCUUGUACAAGCACAUAAUGCACUAAACUACAUAAAUAUUGUAUUGAAAAUUGUUCAGUGUGUCAUUUAAGUUGCAUCUGAGAACCAAUGUACUUUUGUAGUAAUUAAGAGGUCUAAUCAAAUAAUAGUUAUUAUUUAUAUUAAUCUGAAAUUUAUACAAGGCCU